Messenger RNA from Oryzias melastigma (Indian medaka), 1545 nucleotides. Its product is annotated as protein rapunzel. NCBI's taxonomy places the organism in Eukaryota, Metazoa, Chordata, Actinopteri, Beloniformes, Adrianichthyidae. The record is from RefSeq and is a predicted model, not a curated record.
AAAGGUAAAACCUGCAAAACUACAAGAUAUGUGGGAAGAAACUUCAUUUUGGCUCCUAUGGGCUCUCCAUAACAUUUUGGAUGAGGAUGGCGUGGACCGCCACGGUGAUGGAGCUGAUGCUUUACAAGUUAACUGGAAGACUGCAUUCAAAGUCGAGACUUUGGAGAAGAAGGUGAAACAAGACCUGGAGGAGUCUUCAUGAUCAAGAGCAGCUAAAGUCCAGCUAGAAGUUGAUGUAAGUCUCAACAUCAGCACCAGAAUCGUAGAAAUGGACAAAGCUAAACUCAAGAAGAUUGCCACCACAGGCCUGAAAGUCCUGAAAAACGCUGUUGAUAUAGCCUCCAAAUUCUUUCCACCUGUCGGAGUCAUUGGUUCUUUGAUUGAUGCGGUCUUGGGUGUUUUCGAGAAGACGCAGAGCAUCACUGAUGUGCAGAAACACUUCCAGGUCAUCAGUCAGGGCCUUGAUGAGCUCUCCCAACAGAACCAGAAGGUCAUGGAAGAUAUCGGGAAGGCGACAACCGACAGACAGUUCAAAGAUGUGCGGUUUAGCCUGAAUUAUCAAUUCAAAAAGUAUAAGGAGAUGAUCGAUGCCCCACCAGAAGAGGUAGAGAAGAGAACCCAGGAGUUUGUGGAGUGCUACGAAGAGGCACAGGGGAGGCAGCAUCUGUACACGCUGUACGAGAGCGUGAUCGGUGUGUCCAAAGUCUUCAGCCAACCCAUCCUGCAGGUGUACCAGCAGCACUCAGGCACCGACCGCGAAACCAUGAUCAACCUCAGCCAGGAGCUCUUCUCCCUGUUCAGCAUCGGCUGCAUCACCAUGAUGGCCCACGGCGUCAUCAUCAAGGACGACGUGGAGGGCCGUGCGAAGGAGUGGGAGGAGAAGAUGGUGGAGGUGACCUCAGCAAUAGAGAAAGCUGUGGGAGAGUUUAAAUAAGAUCUUUCUUCAUGGAGGAAGCUCUAUCCACACACCUGCCAGAUGUCUUUUAGCUGAAACCAACUCAGAAUUAUUGAGAAGGUUUAGCCUCAGCGACGUAUUCCUGCUUGUUUUCCAACAUAUCCUCUCUCACCGACACCUGAGGCCCUUUAAACAGGCUCUGGCAUCGUGGCGCUUCACUUAAAUGAUGAGUUAAACACUUUCUGACAUAAACCUGCAAACUUUCAUCUUUUAACUCUGUAACAAAACUUUAUUGUGGACUUUUGUUUCUAACAGCACUUGGUGAAAAAUGUUUUCAGCUUUUUCUUUUUAAAAACAAGUUUCACUCAAAAGAAAUAAAAAUAAUGAAAUAAUGAUAAAAAAAAAUAUAUUGGAGUUUUUAAAGUUUUUGUGCAUCAGAAAAAAACAACUUUACUAAGCUGAAUUGUUUAUUUGGUCUUUAUGAUUCAUACAUGUUGGUCUUGACGUGUGGAAACUUUAAUAUUUCACUUUGCUGCAGGAAAUUUUAGGGGAAAUCUUUGGAAUAUUUUUCAUUUAUGUUACUCUCUUUCUGUGGUUUAUGGGUCAUGUUUGGUUCUAUACAUAGUACUGCAAAUAAACAAAAAAAAUGA